AUGUCACGACAGUCAACAGCCGAUGAACAAGAAGGGAUAACAUUGGAAGAAAAUUCUUCACUCGUAUCAACUAAUGAUGAUUUGAAGGAAUUAUGUAUGUUGCUUGACGAAGAAAGGUAUAAAAUGCAUCAGUUAGCUGAACAAUGGAAACACUUUGGUACAAGUACAAUAAACAAACUUGCAUCUCAAAUAGUUGACUACGAAGAAAAAUUACAUGAUCUCGAAGAAAGACAAAUAUCACUAUUGAAAGAAAAUGAAUCUCUUAAAUCUCUCAUUGAUCAAUCCAUGUUAACAACAAUAAACAACACUAGUACUCAAUUAGUAGAUAAACAAUCCGAAAAAAAUGUUUCAACACAAACACCUAUUGAUAGACAAGAAUCAUCACCUGAUAUGUCUAUGGAUGAUUCGCUUCAACGCCAAAUUUCACUUCAAAAUAUGUUUGAUGCUAUUAAAACUGCUGAAAUUUAUGAAUCUAUCGGAAAUGUAACUGGAAAUGAUGACUCGGGCAAAACUAUUCUAAAAGAAUUUUGUAAUCUUAUUUGGAAAUAUCUCGAAGAGCGUUCAAAACCAAAGAGUAGUUGUUUAUUAUAA
Molecule: messenger RNA, 591 nt
Organism: Rotaria socialis
Lineage: Eukaryota; Metazoa; Rotifera; Eurotatoria; Philodinida; Philodinidae
Source: the annotation of a GenBank genome assembly